UACGAGGCCUACCACGCGCGCUGGGCCGACGAGCCGCUCAAGGUCUGCCUCGACCUCCGCGGCUUCUACGUGAAGAUCGGGCAGGUCAUGUCCGGGCAGCCCGACCUCAUCCCGGAGGCGUACGGCGACUCGCUCAAGGUCCUGCAGGAGAGCGUGCCGCCGCAGCCCUUCGAGCUCGUCCGAUCCAUCGUCGAAGCGGAGCUCGGC
Molecule: messenger RNA, 207 nt
Organism: Aureococcus anophagefferens
Lineage: Eukaryota; Pelagophyceae; Pelagomonadales; Pelagomonadaceae
Exons: 1
Source: RefSeq, a predicted model, not a curated record